GCCACAGGCGGUGCAUUCAAACGAAAGAAAAGGAGGCGACAACACGAGCUACACUAACACGAGCGCGUUUCGUCUAGGUGGUCCUGACACUGGUGGCACCGCAGCGACUGCAGAUAACUCGUCGAGUGAGCCCAGCGCCCGAAACCACCCACGAAAUGAGCGCGCCUCUGCAGACGGUAGCCUCGGACAUCCGCAGCCUCUCCUCGCAGCUGAGGACCAUGUCGACGACGGAGGUCGACAUGUUGCACCCUAUCGUGGCGAAGUCGACACUGAUCCAAGGAAGGCGUCACGCACUCUCCGACAUGGUCAACCACAGCUGCUCUGGCGGCGCCCCCAGCGAGAAGACAAGCAGCGUGGACCAAGGACCACCGCCCACAAUCUGCUCCAGUGCAGAUGGGACCAAGCUGCGCCCCGUUGAAGUUCACAGUGCCACAGCACGAACAUGCCUGAAUGUACCAAGUCCAGAGCCAGUCGUGCCUCUUCCAGAGGACAUUGCUCAGAGUCCCGAAGAGAAGGCUGGCGACCUCUCCAUGGAAGUGAUGCACACCAAGCUCGACUGCUCGGAUGAGCUUUGCGUGCUGUCAGAAGAACCUCUCGCUGUGGCAGAUGAUGCUCUGGAAGACAGCUUGCUGUCAUCGAUCGCUGCACCUGGCAUGGACCAUCUCGCUGAAGGACUUUCGAACCAGCUGGAGCUUGAGUUCGCAAAGCUUCCCUGCGAUGCAUCCGAAUGGCUGGAACCAGUCCCUGACGUGCCAGUCCCAGCGCUGGAACUCAGUGUGGAUGGCCUGUCCGAUCCAGAUGAAGAAGACUUGGAGAUGGAAGCCAUGUAUUUAUAUGACGACGAAGAGGGCUUCUUCGAGUUGCCGGAUGAGUUUAAACUGGAGGACAAACACUUUGAGGUGUUCAGGGACGUGCGUGGCGUGAGGCUACACCAGAAACUCAACGUGGCGGUCAUCCCAUGUACGCCUCCGGAGUUUGCACUGCCGCCUGCGUUGGACUUGGGCUACUUGGAAGACAACUUUGUGGACCUGGAGGCAAUCGACAAACCUAUCCCACAAGACAGCCUUCAAUUUGUGCCUCUGGACUGAGCAAGCUCCACAUCAGUGCCUUUAAUCUGCCACUGGCAGUCCACGUCUGCACCUGGUUGACUGAGCCAUGUCUAGCGAGCACCGUUUUAGUCUUUUCUUUCCUUUUUUUUUUUUAAUGAGCGUGGGGACAUAAUCGGAGCUCCGAGGAUUCUGCGCAUCUGCCAACCAAAGAAAAUAUAAUCCGGCAGCUUGGAUUAUGUGCUCUGCCUGCCUCCUUUUUUAAGUACCCGCUGACCAGUUCUUGGCUCUCAAUUUUAGCUCUCGGAACGCAUCAGAGUGGGGUGUAAAUAAAGUGUUUA
Messenger RNA from Rhipicephalus sanguineus (brown dog tick), 1387 nucleotides. RefSeq lists its product as uncharacterized. Bases 156 to 1088 code for a protein of 310 amino acids. The record is from RefSeq and is a predicted model, not a curated record. NCBI's taxonomy places the organism in Eukaryota, Metazoa, Arthropoda, Arachnida, Ixodida, Ixodidae. The transcript has 10 exons.